CAAUCGCGGGCUCCACAGAGGGUCAUGUGACCGGAGCAGGAAGCGUGAGCUAGCAAAGGUUCUUUGAAUCGUUCACACACGCGGUGUUCUGACUGAGUGGAAAAUGGCACCUACAGGUGAAGUCGUGUUUGGCUCUGGGGACCGGGUCUGUGAUGACAACCGCUUGCGCUGGGAUCUCACUCCCGACCGGAUCCAGCAGCUUACUGAAGAACUUACUGCCAAGACCAAAAAGGUGUAUGACAUGGUCGGUGCGCUGGACGUGUCCAGUGUCAGCUACGAGAACACCCUGAAGGCCCUCGCUGAUGUGGAAGUGGAGUACACAGGGGGGCUCCCUGAGGAUUUCCUCAACUCUCUGGAGAAGGAUGAGUCUGGAAAACUGAAGCUCACUCUGAAGUAUCCUCAUUACUUCCCCACCAUGAAGAAAUGCUUCGUCCCAGAGACACGGAAGAAGUUAGAGGAGGCUUUCAACUCGCGCUGCAAACAGGAGAACUCCGCUAUCCUGAAGGAGCUUGUAGAGUUGCGCUCUCAGAAGAGCAGCCUGCUGGGCUUCAGCACUCAUGCCGACUUUGUGCUUGAGAUGAACAUGGCCAAGACCUCCAAGACGGUUGCAACUUUCCUUGAGGAUCUGGCCCAUAAACUGAAGCCCCUGGGUGAGCAGGAGAGGGCCGUGAUCCUGAAGCUGAAGGAACAGGAGAGCCAGAAGAGGAAUCUGCCCUUCACUGGAGAACUCCACGCCUGGGACACGCGCUACUACAUGACCCAGGUGGAGGAGACCCAGUAUGCAGUGGAUCAGAACCAACUGAAGGAGUAUUUCCCAAUGGAGGUGGUGACCAAGGGCCUACUGGACAUCUAUCAGGAGCUGCUCAAUCUCAGCUUUCAGAAGGUGGAGGGCACACCUGUCUGGCACGAUGACGUUACGCUGUACUGUGUUAAAGAUCGCACCUCCGGGCAGGUCAUUGGCCAGUUUUAUCUGGAUCUUUUCCCCAGGCAGAUGGCGGUGGCUGCCAUGGUGGCUAACUUCAGCAAGCCCACCGCUGACGCGCCGUCCCUGCUGCAGCACGAUGAAGUGGAAACGUACUUCCAUGAGUUUGGACAUGUGAUGCACCAGCUUUGUGCUCAGACCAACUUUGCGAUGUUCAGUGGGACUCAUGUGGAGAGGGAUUUUGUGGAAGCUCCGUCUCAGAUGUUGGAGAACUGGGUCUGGGAGAAGGAGCCCCUGCAGCGCAUGUCCAAGCACUACAAAACAGGAAACCCCAUUCCAGAGGAGCUUCUGGACAAACUCAUGAAGUCUAGACUUGCUAACACAGGUGACCAUAGAACACACAGUGGUCACUUUCACAAAUAA
Sinocyclocheilus rhinocerous is the source of this 1345-nucleotide messenger RNA. Its product is annotated as thimet oligopeptidase-like. NCBI's taxonomy places the organism in Eukaryota, Metazoa, Chordata, Actinopteri, Cypriniformes, Cyprinidae. The record is from RefSeq and is a predicted model, not a curated record. Gene Ontology annotation, molecular function: metalloendopeptidase activity. Gene Ontology annotation, cellular component: mitochondrial intermembrane space. The transcript has 7 exons. Gene Ontology annotation, biological process: peptide metabolic process; proteolysis. Bases 104 to 1345 code for a protein of 413 amino acids.